AUGAGUGCGGCAGCAGAUGCUAAAAGAAUCAAAGCACUUGACGCGGCCAUCGCUGAGAAGCAGAAGAAAAUUGAGCACUUGCGCAAGAAGUGCGCCACAGUCUUCCUGGGGAUAAAAACGCUUUUAUCUCAAGGGAAGGAAGACGAGGUGGAGCAACUUAAAAUCGAUCUAACCUUUAUAAAAGAAGACACACAGAACCUGAAAUACGACAUCUAUGAGCUCAAUAUGGAGAAGCAAUAUCUACAAGAAAAGAUUGAGUCUCAGAGAAAAGACAAGCACAAGAAAAAGUCCUCUUCGAAAGACGGAGACCUCGGUGAGAUAGAGGAGAGGAUUGCUGCCCUGUUGAAGAGCUCUGAAAAGUCAGCUGAUGCUCAAGAGCAAAUGGAAAGGAUUGAGAUUGAACAAAUGGGGAUGGAGGCUUUUAAAAAGAGCAUGAGAGAAACAAAUCCAGCAAAACGACAGGAGCUUGUUGGACUGUACAAACUAUUAUGCAAUGAACUGGACAUCCCUAUUGAUGAGAACUGGCUUAUGACUGCGUUUUGA
Molecule: messenger RNA, 543 nt
Organism: Giardia duodenalis
Lineage: Eukaryota; Fornicata; Diplomonadida; Hexamitidae
Exons: 1
Coding region: 1-543 (180 amino acids)
Source: RefSeq, a predicted model, not a curated record